This is a messenger RNA of Trichomonas vaginalis G3, 1159 nucleotides long. Its product is annotated as ribonuclease H-like family. The record is from RefSeq and is a predicted model, not a curated record. The transcript has a single exon. NCBI's taxonomy places the organism in Eukaryota, Parabasalia, Trichomonadida, Trichomonadidae. The annotation marks the transcript as partial.
AUGUCAAUCAAUAUGGCCGCUUCAGGUGUACUAGAAGAUUUCGCCCGACAUGUCUACUCCACCUUCAAGGGAGUAAUCAAUUUUCAACUCAAGAUCCCAUAUAGAAGAGACGAGAUAAGGGAUGGAAUCAUUACAUUAGCCGACUUGGUAGCUCCAAAAAUACACGUUGAGCUUGACAAGAUGGGCUACUAUUCGAUAACAAUUGAUGCGGCAUCACACGGAAGCCGGCAUGGCUUUUUUGUGAUGGCUAGCAAUCCAGCAAAAAUGAAGAACCAUAUCUUCAUUGAUACUAUGAUCGCUGAUGGUUGGAAUGCCAGGGAUUACAAUAAUUUCCUUUCUGCAAUUGUUGCCGAUGGAUGCCCCGCCCAAGUUAAAGGGCUGUGCCACUGGAGGAGAUGCGGAGCACUAUAUCCGGGUCUUCAAACCGUUUAUAUCCGAUGUGUUGCGCAUCUCCUCAACUUAGUGGUGAAGCAUACGGCAGACAAUUGUGCAGCUUUCGCAAUGCAAAUUAAUUAUUGCAAAGCGAUAAGCAAGGAGUUAUCGAAGCCGGACACGAGAAGGGCAUUGAAUAUGAGGGUUAUUCAUGUUCCGGAUCAUCGCUGGAUGUUUUUCUGGGAUCUUCUGAAGUGGAUAAAAGAAAAACACCCUAAAAUUUAUGAAUUGUUCAAUAUGGAUGAUCCACCGGAAUCUGUUCAGAUCUUAAGGGAUAUGGAAAUUGAUUUCAAGGAUGGACUUCCACAAUGGUUGUUAAAUUUCGAAGAGAUUCUUUUACCAAUCAAGAAACUCUUGAAUUAUGCAGAGAGUGACGUUGGCUGCUUCUGCUACAUCUAUCCAAUGUUUCAAUCGACGAUUGAGCAGUUGACCGGAAUUGCAAAUCGUCCUGAAUUAUCAAGUUCGUCAAAGCGCAUUGCAGAUGCAUUAAUCGCCAACAUGAAUGAAGUUUUUGACAAACAGGGCAACUACGCUUUGAUGAAAUUUGCCUUUGGUCUAACUCCAUGGGGCCGGUCAGUCAUCCGCGCAGAAUUGAACAUGCAUACUGAGUACAAGCCAGACGUUUCACUCUUCUUCCAAGAACCAAUACCUAUCAAUGCUGAACUUGAAAUCCCUCCAAGGAGCUACACCCCUGAUCAUUUGGAUGAAGUGGCAGAGGAUCAAUUGG